Messenger RNA from Mirounga angustirostris (Northern elephant seal), 2510 nucleotides. RefSeq names its product chromosome unknown C20orf96 homolog (gene CUNH20orf96). The record is from RefSeq and is a predicted model, not a curated record. The transcript has 11 exons. The coding region runs from base 1072 to 2157 and encodes 361 amino acids. Lineage: Eukaryota; Metazoa; Chordata; Mammalia; Carnivora; Phocidae.
GAAUGGGCAACAGUAGACAAACCUCUCUAGGAGUUGUGCUGUAAGUGAAGCAGAAAUGGCAGUGUAGCUAGAUGGGAAGUGGUCACUUUUUAAAUUUUUAAAAAAAUUUAUUAAUUAUUUAUUAAUUUUAUUUUUUAAAUUAAUUUAUUUAAAAAAAGAUUUGACAGAGAAAGAGCACAAGCAGGGGGAGCGGCAGGCAGAGGGAGAGGGAGAAGCAGGCUCCCCACGAAGCAGGAAGCUUGGUGCGAUGCGGGGCUUGAUGCGAUGACCUGAGCUGAAGGCAGAUGCUUAACUACUGAGCCACCCAGGCGCCCCUGUUCACUUUUUUAAUAGAAGAAAUUAAAAUAUGUUGGUAUACUGAAUAAUAUAGAGAGGAUGAUAGGAGAAAAGGGGAAUUGCUGGGGCGGUAUCUUAGAGAAAAAUGAGGAGGGUAGGAUUCAGUGUACAGUUGUCGAAAUCGGUCUUAACAGGCAGUUUAUACAGUCACAGGAGGGAGACAAUUAGGUGGGUAAAUUAAGUGAUGUGAAAAUGUGAGUUUACUGGGGCGCCUGCGUGGCUCAGUCGUUAGGCGACGGGCUCCCUGCUCAGCGGGAAGCCUGCUUCUCCCUCUCCCACCCCGCCGCUUGUGUUCCUGCUCGCUCUAUCGAUGUCUCUGUCAAAUAAAUAAACACAAUCUUAAAAAAAAAAAUGUGAGUUUACUGAUCCCCAUGAUUUUCUUAGUGAAAUAGGAAGCAAAGUCAUUAGACAAGGCAAGAGUAAGGAUGGAGAAGAAAGUGAUGGAGGUUUGAUGAGAAGGAAAUAUGACAUAAUUCUUUAGGAUGAUGGGUGGGGCCCAGCGGAGCAGGCUCUGGAGAGCUCCGUUCUCCUUGAGAGAUUAGUCCCUCCGGGCGCUCGGUAGUCUGCGCCCGUUUCCUUGGAGACGGAGACGAGGGACGGGUCUCGCUGGGAAGUUUCAGUGGCCUAGGUUACCACGCGGUCCACGCUGAGGCAAGAAAGUCGGAGAAGCCGAAUAAUAAGUAUCGCAAGAGAUCAGGGCUCCACAGACUCACUACUCGUCUUCCAUUUUCCCCAAUGGCGCGCGUCUUUCCGAAACCCAACCACUCUGGGAUUCGCUCCACAGUCCACAACUUCCAGAAUCUGGAUUAUGUUCCAUGGCAGCGGUCCAAGCAGAAAACCAAGUCACCUACUCUGCCUCCCCUCCUACAAACCAGAGGCCACCAGAAGAGCAAAACGAAGACUUUGCCUAGCGUCCUUCCAGGGUUGCAUUCCAAGCCCACCAUGUUGAUGACAAGCCAGCUGAGGAAUCCACAAGAAAAGCACAGAGGGAGGUUGGACUUUGGGAAGAUACAGGCCAAAAUCCGGCUAUUGAGGACGUUGCUCAGGAACCGGCAAACCACACUCCAGGAGCUCUCCAACCAUGAGGUCUUCCUCACCAAGCUCAACUGGGAGCUGAUCAAGGCCAUCCAGGACAUGGAAGACAGCUCGGCCCUGAAAGUGCGCACGAUGCUGUAUCGGCAGGACAUCCUUGAGACUGUCAUGGAUAUCUUGGAGUGCUCGAACAAGAAGAAGCUGCAGAAGCUCAAGGAAGAACUUAAGGAGUGGGAGGAGAAGGAGGAGUCCAAGAUGCAGUGCCUGGCACGGCAGGUGGAACAGCUGAAUGCCAAGAUUGAGAAGACCUACAAGGAAGUGAGCUUCCUGAGCACGUACAUGGACCACGAUUAUCCUGUCAGGUCGGUCCAGAUUGCCAACCUUGUGCGCCAGCUGCAGCAGAUAAAGGACAGCCAGCAGGAUGAGCUGGAUGACCUUAGUGAGAUGCGCAGAAUGGUCCUGCAGUCUUUGUCUAAUCAGAUUCAGAAGAAGAAGAGAAAGCUUCUGAAAGCUCUGGUGGUGAAAAGCCAGCAACCCCAUCAGGAGGCUCUUCUGCAGAAGACCCAGGACAACCAGGACAUGCUGAAGUGCAUGGACAAGUUCAGAGAAUUUAUCAACCAGUUUGAGGAGGAAAUACCCAUAUUGAAGGCAGAGGUGGAGCAGCUCCAGGUCCAGGUCCAGGAGCCCCGAGAGAUCAUAUUUGCGGAUGUUCUGCUUCGGAGACCCAAGUGCACCCCAGACAUGGACGUCAUCCUCAACAUCCCGGUAGAAGAGCUGCUACCCUUCUAGUGGGGCCAGGGGCCAGCCUUUCCUCCCUGCUCUUUUCCCCAUACCCGGAGCCUUGAAUUGUCUUCUUCCAUGACUGCAUGCCCACUCAGAGCCUAGUCUGCUCUCCCUCCCUCCCCUCCUUCCCUGCCUCCCUUUCUUCCCUCUUUUCCUUCCUUCUUUCCUUCCUUCCUUUCUUCCCUCCUCCCACCCUCCCUUUCUCCCUCCACCCUUCCUCUCCUUUCCUUCCUUUCUCUCUCCCUCCACCCUUCCUCUUUUCUUUCUGGUUGGUGCCGCUGCUUGGGCCAGGUGGGCAUUCCCAGUCAAGUCUGCCAUUCCUUUUGACCAAUAAAGCUGGAUUUGCAUUUGCUCUUUUA